Molecule: messenger RNA, 2073 nt
Organism: Manis pentadactyla (Chinese pangolin)
Lineage: Eukaryota; Metazoa; Chordata; Mammalia; Pholidota; Manidae
Gene: FSTL3
Product: follistatin like 3
Exons: 4
Coding region: 89-955 (288 amino acids)
Biological process (GO): cell differentiation; negative regulation of activin receptor signaling pathway; regulation of BMP signaling pathway
Molecular function (GO): activin binding; protein binding
Source: RefSeq, a predicted model, not a curated record
GAGCGCCCGGCCGCGGCGCUGGGAAGUCGGUGCCGCCGCCCUCCUGCGCCCGCGCGUCCACCGCGGACCGCCUCUGUCUGCUUUCGCCAUGCGUCCCGGGGCGCCGGGGCCGCUGUGGCCGCUGCCCUGGGGGGCCCUGGCUUGGGCCGUGGGCUUCGUGGGCUCCGUGGGCGCGGACCCCGCGCCCGGUGGUGUCUGCUGGCUCCAGCAGGGCCGAGAGGCCACCUGCAGCCUGGUGCUGAAGACUGACGUGAGCCAGGCCGAGUGUUGCGCCUCUGGCAGCAUUGACACCGCCUGGUCCAACUUCACCCACCCCGGGAACAAGAUCAGUCUCCUGGGCUUCUUGGGCCUCGUCCACUGCCUCCCCUGCAAAGAUUCGUGCGAGGGCGUGGAGUGCGGCCCCGGCAAGGCGUGCAGCAUGCAGGGCGGCCGCCCGCGCUGCGAGUGCGCGCCCGACUGCGCGGGGCUCCUGACGCGCCUGCAGGUCUGCGGCUCGGACGGCGCCACCUACCGCGACGAGUGCGAGCUGCGCGCCGCGCGCUGCCGCGGCCACCCGGACCUGCGCGUCAUGUACCGAGGCCGCUGCCGCAAGUCGUGCACCCACGUGGCGUGCCCGCGGCCGCAGUCGUGCGUGGUGGACCAGACGGGCAGCGCGCACUGCGUGGUAUGUCGCGCGGCGCCCUGCCCCGCGCCCUCUAGCCCCAGCCAGGAGCUCUGCGGUAACAAUAACGUCACCUAUAUGUCCUCGUGCCACCUGCGCCAAGCCACCUGCUUCCUGGGCCGCUCCAUCGGCGUGCGCCACCCGGGCAGCUGUGCAGGUGCGGAGCGGGACGGGGAGCGGCUGCGGGGCGCAACCCCCAGCCCUCCGCCGCGCCCCCAAGCCUCUCUGCGCCCUCCGCCCUGUGCAGGCAGCCCCGAGCCGGACGCUGAGUCGGAGGAGGAGAACUUCGUGUGAGCCUGUGGGCCGGCCUGGGCCUGGCGUUCAGGGCCUCCCCGUUUUAUUUAUUGUCGCAGCAAAGUCUAAUUUAUGUCUCACGAACGCUCCUCAGAGCCUGGACUGGGGCCUUUAGGGGAGCCCCGGAGUCCUGGCUAAUAUUUCAUAAGGAUUGGGGGAAGGAGACCUGGGUGCGGGGCUGGUGGUGGGUGGAAUGCCCACCCCAAGGACCCUCCUGCCCAGCACCCCACCCAUCUCCCUUGGGGAUAAUCCUUGAUCAAGAGGGCUGGGGAUUCCCUGCCAGCAGUUAAUGAAGAGGCCCUCCGGCCUUCUAGGACAAGGGCUUAGGGGUGAGGAGUGGUCCGCAGCCUGGCUGUGCACAACAUCAGAACAUGCCCAGACCCCCAGAUAGGCCAAGGAAGCAGCCACUACGGGGACAAGAACUGCAGAGCUUACCUUAGCCGCUGCCUCCAUUCCCCAGUGUGUGCUGACAAAGCCCAGCUUGUACCCUGAGAGAGGGUGCUAUCCGUGCCCCCGGUUUCAGGCGUCAGGCAAGGAGAGGUCAGCAUCCACCCAGAACAGGUUACCUGUCUGGUGGAGCCCAGUCCACUUAGGGUGGGACCUGGUGGGGCCUGUCAGCCCUUGCCCAUCCACUGACCCAGGGUGGGGUGUAAAUCAGGGUCCACUGCACACCUGGCCUCUGGAGCCACGUGUCUGAGCAGCACCCCUAGUCUGCUGCCCUAUCCGAGGUGAGGUCCAGACCCGGGACUGCUCAGUCCCAGGCGGCCUGUCCUGGCCAGGCCUCUAGGUUUGGUUCCUGGCUGGAUCCUCACCUUCCUGCAGGGCUCAGGGGCCUUGACACCAGCCAGAUGCUGGAAUUGGGACAGUUCCCUCCAUUCUGUCAGUGUUACCUCCCUGUGACUGUGUGUAGGCCAAACUUUCAGACCAGAUGUGGGAGGCCCAGUGCACAGGUCCCCAGCUCCCUGAGUCCAGGACCACCCCAUCACAGCCCCUGGAAGUGCCUUGUCUGUGACACCCAGAGAAGCACCCUUGGGGAGGCGGAUUUGCCUGAGCCCCAAGGCAACCUCCCCCACCCUGGGGUCCUGCCUCACCAAAGAAAUAAAGACUCUAAAAAGUCA